AGCCUGUUGCGCACUUGGCGGCACACGCAGGCUGAGCGCACAGAAACUGUGUGGGUAGACGGAGAGGGUAAUGACUUCCCUCAGUGAUUUUAUAGGCUUUGUUUGAUGACUUGAUUCACAUCGAGUCGACCUUUAUCGUAAUUUAUCAAGGGAUCAUUACAACGUGGCACCACUGAAGGGAUACAGGCUUGACGCAUCCCGGGAUCCGGAGCGAAAGGAACUUUCGAGGCUGUCAACACUAGGGAGCACCAGAAGAACCACAAACGCCUGAGUCUGCAGGCAUGCUUCACAGAUGCUCAGCAAUGUAUUAAGGACCAGAAGCUCAACAACCCAUGCCUGUCCUAUUGAACACACAUGCACACAUGGAAGAGAUCCAGACACAAAUAUUGUAACUGUGUGUGUCUGAGACCAGUCCUGUAAGUGUACACACUGUGUUGAGUUUAGAGCACUGUGGAGCCAAGGGCUUAAGCCAAAGACUAUGGUUCAACUGUCCACCUCAUUCUUCCUGCUGGGAGCCCUGCUGGGCCUGUUUCUGCUCACUCCUGUUCUAAUGGCCCCGACACCAGCCAGCAUGUGCACAGCCUUGAAGACGCUCAACGACAGCCUCAGCCACAGGCGACGGUUUAUGAAACAUAACUUACCCAUCAACUACACCAUCAGGGUUCAUCAAAAGGAAAUCUUUAGACUGUCAAACAUCAGCAGACUGAGGUUACAGGUGAAGGAGUUGGAUGAGCUGGUCCUCCAGAGGCUGUGGUUCCAGGUCAACCAAGGCGUGUUAAAAAAGAUCAUCCGAGUUCUGCCAGAGAGACAUCUUUCAUAUCAAUACACUCAUACAUUGGAAACACUCUUCAGGGAUGCUGAGGGAGUCUUUGUACAGUCGCAUCGUGCUGAGAUUUUCCAGCAGGAGCUUCCAGAGACUAUCCAGGACAUUUGGGAUUGUUUAACAGAAGAGCCUGACAGAGUGUCAGAGUCCAGCUGGCGAUUUGCUUCUCCAAAAUUCCUUCUGGACAGUUUUUGCCACACCAUGUACUGCCUCUUCAGUGAAUGCUUUGCAAAUGCUGAAGCACCACAGGACUACUGUCAUAUUUCCUAUUGGAGGAAAGGCAGGAAGAAAGACUUACAGCCCGAAAGCUGAGAAGAAACCAGCAUCAUUAUCUUCCUUGAACUAUAGUGAGAGGGGAACAGUCCACCCUGAAGCAUCAAUAAGUCUUUCCAAAGUCUACCAAACGGAGCCAAAAUUGUCUUGAUGGCAUGGUGAACCAUGGCAGACUGAAAUUGAAAGCACAAAAACAGUAUUCAUGGUAUUUUUGUGAGGCUAUAGACAUUAUGCUAAAAGGAAAUGAAGCUCUUUUGAGAGUAAAAACUCCCAAGAUUUUCCAAUCCUAUGUAAAGACAGGGUAAACGAAGUAUUGUUUAGGACUGACACUCUGCUACUUGGGUUUCUUGUAUGAAAAAGAUUUGUUCAUGUUCACACAUGGUAUCUAGACUAAAGUGAUAUAUGAUAAAUAUUUUAGAUACAAUCUUUUCUAUGGUGAAUCCUUUCAGAAGGAGUGUGCAGUGCAAGCUGCUAAAUCCUCAUCAGUGAAAUGGAUAACUUCACCUGGAGUGAAGGCAUCACUGUGGCUUUGCCAAACCUCUGGGCAAAAAGCCUGUGAUGUGCUCUCGUGGUCCUGCACAGAUCACCUCAGAGAUCGACAAGAAGCAGUACAAAAGACUGUGCAUACAAUGGUUAUUAUAUUAUGAAUCUUCUGCUGACUUUGUACCAUAGCCAGACUUCUAUUUUAUGAAUGCCUCUUUUAAACAUUUAUGAGCUAGAGCAAGAGCAAUGUACAUGAACUGAACUUCAAACCUAAAGGCAAACUGAUAACUGCUGUUUCCUCCAUCCUCUGAUGACUAUGCAUUUACAUUUACUAUGCAUUUACAAUUUACAGGCCCACAUCAACAAUGGUUUUUGACAGAGAAACAUAGGGAAAGGCUGUUCAAACACUUGCUAUGGCCCAAUAAAGUGAAGCUGGUCAGUCAUUUAAUUUAUGGUGCGACCUUCCCUUAUCCCAUUACUUUAUUUACACAGUAGUUACCAGAGUUGGUUUUAAGAAUACACUCAAAAUCAUGUGCCAAAAGGAAUUAGGAGUACUCAUCAUUUUUGUGUGUAAAAUUCAUUAAGUUAAAUUGUUACUGGUGUUCUUUAUGAUUUGAGGUUUAAUAAAAAAAAAAGUAUAAAUGCAAUAAAAACAUAUAGAAGUGUAAUUUACACUACUUUAAAUGUUAGUUACAGCAUCUGACCCAAAUUAAAUAUAUAAUGUGAUGUUUUACUCUUAAGCUAUUGGUCUUGUAGAAACUUUGGUUACAUGGGUCUGAAAGGAGCUAACUGACAGUUUUAAAAUAUCUUAAGGGGCUAAACGUGGUCCUGAUAUGCAAAAGAGACUUCAUGAUAAUAUUAUAGAUGAAUGAAAAUUUGAGUAUUACUAUUAAUGCAGUAAUAGUAUUUUUGUUAUAAUGUAUCAAUCAUAUGCAGCUAUGGCUGUCCCAUUUUUAAACAUUAGAGAAUUUUAAGGUGUUUCCCUUAUUGUGAACAAAAAAUUAUAUUUCCCACAGUUGACUGGCGACAGCAGAGAGAUGAUAACUGUAAGCACGUGAAUGAUUGUUGUCUGUGGUGUAUAGCUUUUAAAAACAGAUUUUUCUAUACACUAGGUACAGAAUUUAUUUAUUUUUUAUGUACAAUGUUACAGUACAUGACAAACCUUUU
Messenger RNA from Monopterus albus (swamp eel), 2746 nucleotides. It is a transcript of the gene il34, whose product is annotated as interleukin 34. The record is from RefSeq and is a predicted model, not a curated record. Gene Ontology annotation, molecular function: macrophage colony-stimulating factor receptor binding. Bases 479 to 1135 code for a protein of 218 amino acids. The transcript is spliced from 8 exons. Gene Ontology annotation, biological process: positive regulation of monocyte differentiation; positive regulation of protein phosphorylation; positive regulation of macrophage differentiation. Lineage: Eukaryota; Metazoa; Chordata; Actinopteri; Synbranchiformes; Synbranchidae.